CACAUCGGCCAUCCAACGAGCAGUAGACAUCUGAGAGCUGACACACAACACACAUCACACAACACACAAAAUGCAACUUGGUCUUUGGUUUGGGCUUUUCGCCGUCGCCGCCGCACCGCUGGUGAGCGCUAAUUACGGUUCAUCAGGUGGUGCCGGUGGUCAGAUUCAGUAUCUGCCCGGAGGUCCAUCGGCCGGUCUGGAGGAGUAUGUGAAUGCAGCCACUGGCGGCAAUCAGCCAUCGUCGAACCAACUGACGGCUCAGGCCGAGAUUCAGCCAUCCGCCGAGGAGGCCCGUCGUCUGGGACGCGUGCAAGCUCAACUGCAUGCACUCAACUCCAAUCCCACGUACCAGAAGCUGAAGAACUCCGAGGAUAUUGCCGAGUCGCUGGCUGAGAACAAUCUGGCUAGCAACAUCCGUCAGGGCAAAAUCAGUGUUGUCUCUCCCCAGUUUGUGGAUCAGCAUCUGUUCCGUUCCCUGUUGGUGCCAUCUGGCCGCAACAACCAUCAGGUGAUUGCCACACAGCCCCUGCCACCAAUCAUUGUGCACCAGCCAGGCGCACCACCAGCCCAUGUGAACAGCGGCCCACCGACUGUGGUGCGCGGCAAUCCCGUCAUCUAUCAAGUCAAGCCUUCGGUCAUUUACCAGCAGGAGGUGAUCAACAAGGUGCCCACUCCUUUGAGCCUCAACCCUGUCUACGUCAAGGUGUACAAGCCAGGCAAGAAGAUCGAGGCUCCUUUGGCCCCAGUCGUUGCCCCCGUCUACAAUCAGCCCCAAUCCUAUGGCAACUCUGGUGAUCAUCAUCAUCAUCAUCAUCAGUCCGCUGCCAACGGCGCUUCCAGCUCCGACAGCUAUGCCGCCGGCGCUGAUUCUCCUCUGUACGCCAGCCCAGCGCCCUAUGGCUCCCCAAGCUAUUAAGCACUGCAGACGGAGCAGCAGUCCUGCCCACCUGGCGGAUGAUUAAUUUACAAAUUUGUUUUUUUAAUGCAAAUAAAAAAUGCCUAAAAUAUA
This is a messenger RNA of Drosophila innubila, 1009 nucleotides long. RefSeq names its product chorion protein S36 (gene Cp36). The record is from RefSeq and is a predicted model, not a curated record. The transcript has 2 exons. NCBI's taxonomy places the organism in Eukaryota, Metazoa, Arthropoda, Insecta, Diptera, Drosophilidae. Bases 71 to 916 code for a protein of 281 amino acids.